GGGAGGAUCCCGCGGGCCGGCGGUUGAAGCGAGAGGCAGAGGCGGCCUUAGCGGCGGCGUUAGCGGCGUAACUGCGCUUGCAGGUCAGGUGGGAAGGCUGAGCUGUGUGUUGGUACAUCCCGGUUUUUUCUGAUGCUCCUGGAGAGCAAAAAUACGACCGCAUAAGAGGCAGUGCUGUCAGCGAGCAAAGGCGCUUUGAUCCUUUGGUCCCAUCGGUCGUUUAAACGGCUGGAGUUUUAAAACGAUUUAUAUUCCUCAUUCGCACUUACAGACACCGUACGAGCCCUGCUGUAGCAUAGGUGUGAGGGUGUAGUAUUGGAAGACAGCUGAAUCUCAGUUCAAGCUGUCGGAAGUGAGGCAGCACCUAAAAGUGCUUUUUGCCAUGAUAUCCGAGUGAUACCCUGAUAAGCUAUUUCAGCGUAUUAAUAAACUGCAAAAGUGCCAACUGUAGUAUCACAGUAAGAAGCAGCAGAAGAAUGAAGUGUGGACAAAACAUGCGGGUAUUUUUAGUCAAAUGUACUUCUUAGAGGUUAUUUUGGUGUUCUGUCUGCUAUCCGUAACACUGAACCAAUUACACUUUCCAUUUCUGUUGCAGAUUCACUGCUGAGAAGGAGUUAAAUUACGAAUUUAAAAACCAACAGUUGUACUCUGCCACGAGGUUUUCUGAUUUCUACAGUGCCCUCUAAAUAGCCAAAGCAACCAAUUAGACUUUGCAGUGCCUCUGAGCUCUGUCUAGUGGUAAACUGCAUUGAGUUAUCCUUUAUAAUACCAACAAUUUAUUAUUAUUACGCUACAGAGAUAAGCCAUUGCAUUGUUUUAUUUUAAUAAUCUUUUAUUAUGCUCUAACUGCAAAAUGAGAUGCUGGGUAAUGUUAUGUAGAGCAGGAUUGCUUUUAUUAAGUGACAUCUGUGACUACUUCCGUCAGCCAUCAGGGCUCUAGUGAGGCUGUGCUACAUGCAAAAGGGUUUUUCUUGAUGGGCAUUUGUGGUGUGAUUUAGUCUGACAGGCAAUUAGGCACUACACGGUUUGCUCCUUGUAGUGAGAUGGAGGGGAGAAUAGGAAGCUGGUUGAACUUGUGGGUUUGAGAUAAAGAAAGUUGAGUAGAACAGAAAAAUGGACGAAAAAAGAGUCAGUACAUACACACAAAGCAAAACUGCAGAUAUCUCUUUGGUCCCAUCUAACAGAGGUUAGGAACUCUACAUCAUGUGUGGAAAGAGCUAAGAAUAAUUUUCUUUGUAUUAUUUUGAAGAAUGGAACAAAAUUCAGAUGAAGAUAAACUUUCAAGACCAUCCUAUGUAGAUUGUAUGGAGCUUCCUGAAAGAACAGAAGCAGUAAACGUGGAAGACAUCAAAACAGAUCUCUCUGAUGAGUUUCGUUCAGCUUCAUCAAGCUCAGACACGAGCGGGUCUAGUUUGGAGCCUAGGGGACACAUACAAGUUUGCCUGCGUAUUAAACCCUUUACGGCACGGGAGAGAGCAAAUGGAUCGCAGGGAUGUGUUUCACUUGAGGACUCAACAAGCAUUAUACUGAAGUCCCCUAAGAGCUCAUUGGGAAGAAUGAGCGAUAAAACUUUAGGACAGACAACACAGAAGUUCACCUUUUCACGGGUGUUUGGACCUGAAGCAACUCAAGAAGAAUUCUUUGAAGGUACUGUGAAGCAACCAGUGAAAGAGUUCUUAGAAGGAUGUAAUUGCCUUGUUUUUACGUAUGGCGUUACAAAUGCUGGGAAAACUUACACAUUCCAAGGGACAGAAGAUGAUGUUGGUAUUUUGCCAAGGACGAUGGAUAUGUUGUUUAAAACUGUUGGAGGAAGGCUAUACACAAAAAUGGAUCUGAAACCUAUUCGGUGGAGAGAUUACGUAAAACUGACUAAUGACAAAGUGAGAGAAGAAAUUGCUCUUAAAAAUUCGUUGCUUCGUCUGACAAAAGAGGUAGACCAUCACAACAGCACUAAUGACAAUCCCCAGCUGAUUCUAAGUUUUACUGUCUCUACAUUGACUUGUAAUAUUUUCUACUUUGCAGGUGCAGAAAAUCUCUCAGAAGGAUCAGACCAACUUAGCAGAUUAUCUAUAGAUGAUUUUGUGAAGUUCUGGGUUUCAUUUUUUGAGAUUUACAAUGAAUGUUUUUAUGAUUUACUGGCUCCUUUAUCAAAUGACAGAAAAAAAAGGACACUUCGCCUUGCUCAAGACAUCAAGGGAUAUUCUUACGUAAAAGGUUUGCAGUGGGUUCAGAUUUCUGAUUCUAAAGAAGCUUUCAGACUUUUUACUGGACAGAAACACCAGAGUUUUGCAAGCACAAAGCUAAAUACUUGCUCCAGCUGAAGCCACAGUAUAUUUACAAUUAAGGUACUAAGAAUUGAAGACCUUGAAAUGCCACGAGUGACACGAGUCAAUGAAUUAUCACUGUGUGAUCUUGCUGGUUCAGAAAGGAAUACCAAGACGUGCAAUGAAGGUGACAGACUGAAAGAGAGUGGAAAUAUCAAUGCAUCUCUCCUAACUCUAAGCAAGUGUAUUAGUGCACUCAAGAUCAGUCAGCAGUCAAAGGAAAGAGGGACUACUAGGGGCAGUUUUAACUACAUUAGUGCAAGAAAUCCGGCAGAAGAGAACACUAAUAAAGGAACUGAAAGCAGCCAAUUUUCAGUGCUUUCAGUUAAAGCACUGAAACAAGAGAAAACUGAGUUGGAAGUGGGAAGAAAGCGCAGUACUGAUGAAGAUAAGCCUACUGUGGAAGAGCCACCUCCAAAGAAAGGUACACACGAGCAAAAAGAAAAGAAAACUCAGGACUUUGAAGAAAAGACUGCAGAAGAUCAGAGAGUGAUUGCACAAUUUCAGGAGGAAGUUGCCAACUGUGAGGUAAAAAUAAGAGAGCUUGAAUAUCGCCUGGAGGCUUCCAAGACAAUGGAAGACAAUGUGUCAAAACUCAAUGAAUUACUUAAAGAAAAAAAUUGGGUAAUCUAUGUAUGUGUUAUAUUGAGUAUGAAGUCUGCAAAUGCAGACAAAAAGGUUGAAGAGUUAAGUAGCAAAGAAGCAAAUCUGAUUCAAGAAGUUAUGCAGCUGAAAAACAGCUUGGAGCAGAUGAAACAUUCUCUUCGGGAAAAGGAAAAGAGUGAAAUGGAGAAAGUGCAACGUAUAGAAUCGUGCCGGCUGACAACGCUCGCCAUUUUGGUAUCCGUUCGGGUGUCCACCGAUAGCGUUCUGAUUAGGAAUCCGCUGCAGAACGAAAGAUGGAUUAGUAAAUUGCAAAGGAUUAAUAACCAGUUUAAGGAUGAGCUGGAUUAUAAAGACUAUACUAUCCAACAACUUAAACAGGAGCUGGAGGAAAAGGACCAUAAUCUUCAAAAGUGGCGUGAGGAGAGAGAUCAGUUAGUAGAAGCUUUGGAAGAACAGCUCAAAACUUUGGCUUCUAAUGCCAUACAAAAAGAGACAGAAAUAGCAGAACUGAGACAAUCUGCCUUAAAGGAUUCAAGCAAGGAUAAUGCAACUGUGAUAGAAGAGUUAAGAAAAGAACUGGCUGACAAAGAUGACUUUAUAAAGGAAUUAAAACAACGCAUUAACCACAGUAGCCCUCAGUGUUUAGCUCUAUAGACACAGGAAAAACCUUUACUUGAGAGAAAGGACACAAGUCUAAUGCAUAGCCUAAUCUUUACUCCUUUUAAAUAUUUACAGCCUAGGAAACAACAAAGCAAAACUAAAACUGGAGAAAGUAUUCCAUUAAGAUGCAAAGCUGAAGACAAUUAUUUGUCACGUCGAUGUACUAGGAGCCUCACUUCAUUAAAUGAAUCUGAGGUUAGUAUGAAACUUCAGAUCUGAAAAUGUUGUGAUUGUAUUGCUUUUGAUAAGGAAUGAGUAGGAAAAGAUCUCAUGUUCUCUAAACAAUUCCCAAGUUUUAAUUUAUUUAUCCCUUUCAAGGUGAUCAGAUCACCUGUUUUUAUAGCCUUUGAUAGGAAUAAAAGCUGUUGAAACAAUUGUGUGAUGAAUUUUUGUCAGGUGCUGUUGAAAACUCU
This is a messenger RNA of Coturnix japonica (Japanese quail), 4003 nucleotides long. The record is from RefSeq and is a predicted model, not a curated record. NCBI's taxonomy places the organism in Eukaryota, Metazoa, Chordata, Aves, Galliformes, Phasianidae.